CGGCCGCUGCCUGCAGUUGCUGCCCUGCGUGUUAUUGUUUUGACUGCUGCUUCUCGCUUCUCCCCACCCCGGAGAGCGCGCGGCUUCUGCGGAAGGAGGAGAAGGGGAAGGCGGCCGAGUUGUGGGCCAAGCGAAGACGCUUCUCGUCCCCCCCCCCGGCCGCCUCCCCCCGUUCUAGAAGCGGCAAAGCUACUAGUAACCGGAAAACGCGAGAAGCUCUGGCAUCUUGAGUUUGAUCCGGCCGGGAGGGGGGGCCGGCGGUGGAAGACCUCCCGGGAGGGGAGCGAGCCUUUCCCCGCGGAGGUCCCCCCCCCGCCCGCCCCGGGCGCGCUGGGCGAUCCACUGACUCGCCGCCCGACAGAAGGAAAUCUCUGGAAGCUCCUUCACCUCCUCGCCGAGAGACCCCUUAGAACGCAGCCCUGCCCGCCCCCACCCCGCCAAAGAAGAAAAUAAAGCGGCAGCGGGGGGGACGGGGACAAACGUGUAGCAAUCGCAGGCAGAAGCGUCGCUGCAAGAGGCGGGUGGAGAGACUUGGAGCGCCGAGGCGCCGAGAAGAAGCGAGAGACUCGCCGCCGGGAGACUUGGCGGAGCGCAGCCUCGGGAAGCCCCCGCCCCAGCCGCGCCAGGGUCUCCCCCAGCAGCGACCAGCAGCCCUUCUCUGCCCUUGCUGUCUUCCUUCUCCCCUUUGCCCCUCCCGCUUUCCUGGCCCCUGGGUCGGCUGCUCUCGUCCUCUCCGCAUCCUCCUGCUUUACUCUGUCCCGAGUCCCGCUCCGACGCCGCCUCGACGGACAAGCGCCCCCUCCGUCCCUGAGCCCCCCUGCCAAACGCGCUAACUUGUGGCUGUUGUGAUGCGUAUUCCCGUAGAUCCCAGCACCAGCCGGAGGUUCAGCCCGCCUUCCAGCAGCCUGCAGCCCGGCAAGAUGAGCGACGUGAGCCCCGUGGUGGUGGCGGCGGCCGCCCAGCAGCAGCAGCAGCAGCACCCACAGCACCCGCAGCAGCAGCACCAGCAGCACCAGGAGGCGGCGGCGGCGGUGCCCCGGCUGCGUCCGCACGACAACCGCACCAUGGUGGAGAUCAUCGCCGACCACCCGGCCGAGCUGGUGCGCACCGACAGCCCUAACUUCCUGUGCUCCGUGCUGCCCUCGCACUGGCGUUGCAACAAGACGCUCCCGGUGGCGUUCAAGGUGGUGGCUUUAGGAGAAGUCCCUGAUGGCACAGUGGUCACAGUCAUGGCUGGGAAUGAUGAAAAUUAUUCUGCAGAGCUGAGGAAUGCCUCUGCUGUAAUGAAGAAUCAAGUGGCACGGUUUAAUGACCUGAGAUUCGUUGGCAGAAGCGGAAGAGGGAAGAGUUUUACCUUGACAAUAACAGUCCUUACGAAUCCCCCCCAAGUGGCUACGUAUCACAGAGCUAUCAAGGUGACCGUGGAUGGACCCAGAGAACCAAGGAGGCACAGACAGAAGCUUGAUGACUCUAAACCUAGUUUGUUCUCUGAGCGCCUCAGUGAUUUAGGGCGCAUUCCUCAUCCCAGUAUGAGAGUAGGGGUCCCGACUCAGAGCCCACGGCCCUCUCUGAACUCUGCACCAAGCCCUUUUAAUCCACAAGGACAGAGUCAGAUUACAGACCCCAGACAAGCACAGUCAUCCCCUCCAUGGUCCUAUGACCAGUCUUACCCUUCCUACUUGAGCCAGAUGACUUCACCCUCCAUUCAUUCCACAACCCCCCUGUCCUCCACAAGAGGCACGGGGCUUCCAGCCAUCACCGAUGUGCCCAGGCGGCUCUCAGGUGCUUCAGAGCUGGGCCCAUUUUCAGAUCCCAGGCAGUUUGCCAGCCUUUCAUCCCUCACUGAGAGCCGGUUCUCCAACCCGCGAAUGCACUAUCCAGGCACCUUCACUUAUGCGCCGCCCGUCACCUCAGGCAUGUCAUUGGGUAUGUCAUCCACAACUCAUUACCACACCUACUUACCGCCACCUUACCCAGGCUCCUCCCAAAACCAAAGUGGACCAUUCCAGACCAGCAGCACUCCCUAUCUCUACUACGGCACAUCGUCAGGAUCAUACCAGUUCCCCAUGGUGCCAGGAGGAGAUCGCUCCCCCUCCAGAAUGCUGCCUCCCUGUACCACCACCUCCAAUGGCGGCAGCGCACUCUUAAACCCUAACUUGCCUAACCAGAAUGAGGGUGUGGAGGCUGAUGGAAGCCACAGCAGUUCCCCAACAGUCUUGAAUUCUAGUGGCAGAAUGGAUGAAUCCGUUUGGAGGCCAUACUGAAAGUUUAUUGCAUGGCCUAAAGUCAGUGAGCCAAAAAGAAAGAAAGAAAGAAAGAAAGAAAGAGAAAGAAAGAGAGUCAGCUAAUUAUAAAGUGCCUGUUUUUUUUCUUUUCCUUUGAAUAGAUUCUCUCAAUAUGUACAACUGUGUAGCUGGGAUUUUAUAACAGCUAAGUACACGCAUACAACGUUAGAAUGACUUUCCAGCAUCAUAGUUCCAAUAAAUGUAGAUCAAAGCACAUUUUACUGUCCUCUUGGAAACAUUUGUCUGAGUUUUAUAUAUUUAAAAAUAUUGACUCCAGUGCAGAAAGAUGCCCAUGUCUAGACUCUUGUAAAACAUUUAAAAAAAUAAUAAUUAGUGAGUUAUUUUGCCAAGAGGGAAGAAAUGGACUCCUGCCAAUUUUCAAGACAAAGCCCAUGCUUUUUUGCCUUUUUUUUGGAACAAACAAAAACAAUUCAGGUACAGUUGCAACAAUACAAUAUGCAGGGCCCCUAUGCAUGCACAGUGCUUAUCACUACUUUUGAUUGUGCUCCUAUUUAUACCAAAAUAUCUUCUGAUUACAGUAGCUCUUCAACCAUAUUAUCAAAGCCUUGCAGCAGAUGAAAGAACUUUUAAGAUGCACGGCUUAUUUUGUACUGAAAGAGCAGCCUGCCAAGGCACUAAGGCAGCCUUGUUUACUUUGUGUUAUUCAUUAAUGUGAUUUUUUUUGCCUUAGAUCAGUUAACCAAAAUAUAUAUAUUGGGGGAGACCCCCUAAAAUAAAAUGAAAUCUAAUUUCUUAUGCAAGAAGCAAAAGAUAAUGGCAAUAUAUCUUACUCAAACCAAAACAGUUUAGGUAGUAUGUGUGUCUGGCUAUCUUGUUAUAUUUUAUUAAGUUAUAAAUAUGUACAAAUUGAGGUUAUUUGCAAAAAAUGAAUUGUCAUAUAAUUUUAAAGAAAUAUUUAUAAUUAUUUAAUGAUAUUUGGUCCCUUUAAAGUUUUCUUAAUGUAAUGAUAUGAUGACUUAGGUCUCUAAAAAUGUUUGUUUUUUUAAAAAAAUACUGACAGACUUCUAGCGGUACAAAAUCUCAAGGCUAUGCCUGAACUCUGAAAGGCAGUUCCAAUAUAAACCAGCUGCAUAUAUAUAUAUAUAUAUAUAUAUAUAUAUAUAUAU
This is a messenger RNA of Zootoca vivipara (common lizard), 3412 nucleotides long. It is a transcript of the gene RUNX2, whose product is annotated as RUNX family transcription factor 2. Gene Ontology annotation, biological process: ossification; hemopoiesis; neuron differentiation. NCBI's taxonomy places the organism in Eukaryota, Metazoa, Chordata, Lepidosauria, Squamata, Lacertidae. Gene Ontology annotation, cellular component: nucleus. Gene Ontology annotation, molecular function: ATP binding; RNA polymerase II cis-regulatory region sequence-specific DNA binding; DNA-binding transcription factor activity, RNA polymerase II-specific. The record is from RefSeq and is a predicted model, not a curated record.